AGCUCCCUCCUCCCUCUGCUCCCCGAUCACAGCCCAGGAUAUUGGUCGCAGAGCUCCGUGCCUGUGACGGGACUCUACCUGCGGUAAACCCCAGCGCAAUCGGUGAAACGAUUGCAUGACCCCCGAUCGGCCGGCCCGGACGACAGACUGCCCGCCUGCCCCGCCGCAGCUUCUCCUCUCCACCCAGGAGCCUGCGCAGCGCUCCCCGCGGGGUCUAGAUGGCCGGACACGAGUGGGAAGGCUGGUUCGAGCGCGAGGAACUCAUCGGACAGAUCAGCGACAUUCGAGUGCAGAACCUGCAAGUUGAAAGAGAAGUGGUUCAGAAGAGGACUUUCACCCGAUGGAUAAACCUGCAUUUAGAAAAGUGUGAUCCAAGCAUUGAGGUCCAUGACCUUUUCAGGGACAUCCAGGAUGGACACGUCCUCAUGGCCCUCUUGGAGGAGCUCUCUGGCUGCAAACUGCUCCAUGGAUUCAAGAAGUCCUCCCAUCGUAUUUUCAGACUCAACAACAUUGCCAAGGUCCUGACUUUCCUCGAGGAGAGAAAUGUAAAGCUGGUCAGUAUCGACGCAGCUGAUGUUGCUGAUGGAAACUCCUCCAUCAUCUUGGGUCUGAUCUGGAACAUCAUCCUCUUCUUCCAGAUUAAGGAGCUGACUGGGAACAUCAGGAGCCAGUUCCCCUCCUCCUCCAGCCUGUCGUCUAUUCCCACCAGCUCCGAUUCGGAUACGUCCAACUGCAGCUCACUGUCGGAUGAGAGACAGCUGGUGUCCGUGGCCAUGCGAGAGCACAGCAAGGCCAUUAAGAAACUGCUUCAGUGGGUACAGAAUCGAACACGCAAGUAUGGUGUCGCAGUUCGUGACUUUGGAAAGAGUUGGACAAGCGGCCUGGCCUUCCUGGCUGUCAUUAAGUCCAUCGACCCCAGCCUGAUCGACACAAGGAAGGCCUUGCUGAGGAGUGCCAGGGAGAAUCUGGAGGACGCCUUCAGGAUAGCCCACUACAGCCUCGGUAUCCCACGCCUUCUGGAGCCUGAGGAUGUGACUAUCAAUGCACCAGAUGAACAAUCCAUUAUAACGUAUGUGUCACAGUUCUUGGAGCACUUCCCUGGCAUGGAGAAGCCAGAGGAGCCAUGCCAGCUGAUUGAACAGAGUGUCUCUAUGGCCCGUCUGAAUUUCCAUGACCACAUAAGGAACGGCCCUCAACAAAGCAGAGUGAAGGAGAGAUCCUACAUGUUCCAGGGGGAUUAUGCUCCUCCCCCACCCAACAUGUUCAUUUCCUCUGUCUCAGAGGUCAGGAGUGCCAUGUCACCCCCUUUUGAGCCAGCUACAGCGCGCUCGUGGUCCACUAAAGACUUGUUAGCAGAUUCGCCCCACAUGGAAGACAUCUCCAGCAGCUUGGUUGAAGAUGCCAAGGAACCUUUCAGUGAGGUCUUGAGCAACUCAACCUUAAACUCCCCAAAGCUGUCUGACACUCAGUCUCCAACUAGCUAUUCAGUGCAUGAGUGUGUGAACACUGAGUCAAUACUUAUCGACUCAGCAGUAGGUUCACCAGACUCCUGGAUGGAAAGCGAUUUUGAGGGGAUGUCAGGGAGAUUUUGUGAGAACCGAAGUGACAGUUCUUUGUGCGACAGUGGAAUAGUCUGGGAUGUGUACCGUGCCGACCCUGUGGAGGUUAUCACUCUUGAUGAUGACACGACAGAUAAUAUAGCCCAUGAUGAGCAGUCACAGAACGAAAAAGGGAUUUACUCAAUGAUAUCAGUGGAGAGACCACAGGAACUAAUCCUAGGAUAUUCUGAGAGAAAGCAAGUUGAAGUACUGACAGAGACAAAGGCAAACCUUAAAAACCAUAACCAGAAAUUGGCACUAGAACAGAUACUGGAUUCGAGCAAAGCUGAGACAACAGAAGAAGUAGACACUAAACGGAUUGAGACAAGGCUGGAAACUUCUUUUGGACUAUCUGAUGUAGAAGUGGUGGCCAAAUCUGAUUCUGACAAUCUUCUUGAAACCGUUAAAACUAACCAGUCCUAUCUCAACUCCAACACUGAACUACCAUUCUCUGACCUGGUCGGAGGCUGUGCUAAGCAAACUAGCGUUGAAGAGAAAACGCCCAAAGAACUGGAAUGUUUACAGACAACUGUGGAUUCCAUUGGGGAUGCAAAGGACCACGAAGAACAAAUUAAUGGUCAAACUGAAAUUCUAAAUGACAGAAAUAAUUGGGAGGAAGCUGCAGUGGAGAGUCAAUGUCAGAAAACUGAUGAUCUUUUUGUGGAGAAAAGAGAGGGCCAAAGAGAUAGCUCAUGGAUUGUUAAGGAAAGGGAUGAAAGGGUUCAAGAUACAAGAGAUGAAGCAUGGAAUACAGUUCAAGAAAUCCUUACCACAGAGACUGAUUAUGCUUCAGUAAACACAAAUCCAACCAAUCGGGAGGGAUCUCCAAGCAACAGGCAAGCUCACGCCAGGGAUGGAGAGGUUCACCCACCAGAGACGACGGGAAACAAUGGAGGUGACACAGAUGUCAACAGUGCUCACCAUGAAGAUGAACUGAGUUGUGACUCCUGUGACAAUCAUGACAAAAAACCUGUUGAGAUUUCUUCAGAAAAUGUUAAACCAACAUCUUCAGAACAAAUACGGGACACAGAAAAUUGCCAUCUGGUUGAUACAGAUGAAAAAGACUCAUGGAAGUCUUCAAAUGUAGAGACAUGUGAUCCAUGCAAAACAGAUAACAUGGAAAUAAGUGAAGCCAAACAAGAAUGUGAGUUCCCUCAAAAUAGUUCUCAGACAGAUAACCCUGACAAGGACAAUACUGGUCAGACUUCUUCCACAGAUGACAGAUCUCUACCUGUGACGAAUGACCAGGACAAACUGGAAGACACCUUUUCUGACAGUGAGACGACCGAUACACAGCAGAGCACAUUGAAUCCAGUCAACUCAGAGCUCCACGAGGAUGAGGUUGGUGUCCCUAUUGAACCCAUGGAUCUGUUCUACCCAGACAAAGAGGAGCCCAUGUUUACUGAGCCGUCUUACACUGAGAUGCAGAGUUGGCCUUGUGUUUUGAGUGUAUCAGCUCUCCAGCCAGCGCCAGCUUCAGAGACUCUGCCAGACGACCAACCACUCGCCCUGCUGCAUGGAAAUCUCAGGAUUGGAGAGGAUUUGACACACAACAAGGUGGCUACAAAAAUUCAGAACACCGACAAAGCAUCUGAAUCCCAGGAACUGUGUUUGUUACCUUGGGAGAAGAAGGGAAGACUCUGGGGUGACGAUGUUGGAGCAGAUGGCAGUGAUAUCGACGAGGCUGAACCACCGAGCCCAGGCUCCGUCGGGGAAAACACAGAGCCUGUGUGGGGUCACACAAGACCAGAUGAAAGUCCGAUCCCUCCAGUUCUCCGUCACAGAAAGACGGCCGGCAUCACUGAGUCUGUGGACAAACGGGAAACUGUGACUGUGGCAGCCAGAAACGAUGACAACGGUGACUUCUGGUGGAGUGAGAGCGGGGGGCUCCAUCUGCUUCUGCUGUUUUGGCUGCUGCUCUACUGUUUCUGGCUCCUGCCACAGAUGGACCUGAAGACACUGCCCAGCCUGCUGCUGAACCUCAACCACUGAACACGCAGAGCAUUUUGUUUUCAGUGACAGAUAAACUGUCACUCAUCUCAAUUUUUCAUCACACUGUCUGUACUCUAAGUAAAUUGAAGGCAUUUGAAAGAUGUAUAUUUUAACCGCUAAAGCUUUUUGGGGUUUUUGCUUUAUUAUCUUUCCAUGUUGCUUUAAGUGAUCGGCGUGUAAGUAUAAAGACCUACUUCAGCAUAAAAGGACAUCUGACAAAAAGUCCUAACACUUUGAAAAAUAUAGAAGUUAUUUUUUCGUAAUUAAGACCAUUCUCAUAAAUGUGACUUCCGGGCAACCGUGGCUCAGGAGGUAGAAUCGGUUGUCUACUGACCCGAAGGAUGGCGGUUCAAUUCCCAGCUUCUCCUGGCCUGCAUGCUCACGUGGCCUCGACCAGGACACUUGACCCUAAAUUGCCUCCAACUCCUCCGGCAGUGUAUGAAUGUGACAGUAAAAGCACGGUAAAUAGCAACGCUGUGUGAAUAGGUGUGACUUGUGCUUUGAGUGGUCAAUGAGACAAAAGUCAAUUCAAUGUAGCAACUUCACUCCCAAAGUAUUGACUCUUUCCUCAUGAAUUUAUUUGUGCAACUUUUUUCCUCAAAAUGACUUCUUACCAUCUUACUUCAUCUUACUAUCUUAGCUGAGGACUGCACCUCUUCUGGACAGAGACUUCAGAAUCUUUGAUGGACGACCUCUUUGUUUCAUUUCAUUGCACCUCUGUUAGCUGACGAACGUCGCUGCAAGCUUUCUUGAUCUUGGCUUCCAGCCUUCUUCUCCGUGGGGGGAACUCUCUGCAUGGUGCCUUCUCGAUCUCAUAACCAAGUAUCUCCAGCAUCACUGUUGCAGUGGCAAAUCCGAGGUCAUUGGUUUCUGUGACCGUAGUCGAGGAGACAGUUAGUAAGAGCUGUGUUAAUAUCUGUAAUUUUCUUUUCUGAUGGGGCUUUGUCAUAUACAUAAAUAUACACUGCUCCAAAUAAAUUAAGGGGACACUCAAAUCACACAUCGGGCUCGAUGAGAGAGUUAUUCAAGUUGAAAAUCUUUACUGGUGUACAUUGUAUAAUUUGUUGAGAACAAAAGGACAUAACGGUCACAAAAUCACGGUUCAAAUCAAAGUAAAAAAAUUAAAUCACAGGUUGAUCCCAUAUGUUUUUUUAAAAAUAUAUAUGAAGUCACAUCCACCCAUUCACACACAUUCAUACAGCGCUGUUAUUUACCACACUUUUUUCUCUGUCACACUCACACUGCCAGGACAAGUUAGGGUCAAGUGUUUUGUCCAAGGACACGUUUGCAUUCGGACUGGGAUAAGAGUGGAUCAAAUCACCGACCUUCGGGUUAGUGGACAACCGUCUCUACAUCCUUAGUCACAGCCGCCCCAAUAUAUAUAGUCUUAUUAGUCAUAUAUAGUAAUGGAAGCGCUAAUAAUACCACCACAAGCCUAAUAACUCCUAGGGGUCUACUAUAACUCUUGUACUAAAGCAGCAGCCCAUCUUCCUGUUGUGUAAUAGUUGGGGUUGAAUAUGUAUUUGUAAUAUUUCAUGGCUCAAGGUUUAUGAAUAGAUUUUUUUUUAAGUUUUAUGAUGAAGAAAUAUUUUAUGUGAUUGAGCUAUGCUUGAAUUUGUCCAAGUAUGUCAAUAAGAUUGCUUAACAAUUGAAUAUAUUUCUACAUUAUUUUUGGAUAACGUCUGCAAUGAAGGGUUGUGGUGUACUAAAAUGUGAUACUAAAUAUUUUCGAUCAUUGUAGUGAAGGUCAAGGUCAAGUUCAAGUUACUUUAUUAGUACCAAGAGGUAGAUUUUUUUUUGCAGUGGAGUCCUCAUACACACAUAUGGGAAAAAACAAAGAGGCACAUAUCGCACAUCAUUCAACUUAAGACAGUGGAAAUUAAGAAGAAAUGGCAAAAAUUUAAAUUAAAUUUAAAAAGUUCUUUCCGGUCCAGAUAAUACUUAAAUAUUGAUGUGAACUAAAUACUAAUAGUAAAAAGAAAGUAAAACAAAAUGAAUAAGUAAACUUUUGUUUAGGUUAUGAAAACAUACAGAAAGGUUAAGAUAUAAUAAAUAAAUACAUACAUAAAAGCAACAAUAAAUGAACACCUGAACACCUGUGCAAAGUACAGCUAUGACUUAUUCCUCAGUGUAAUGGCUGCAGGGACAAAACAGUUUUUGUCUUUUUGUUCUACACCUAGGGAUUGUAAAGCUACGCCCAGAGGGGAGAAGCUGAAACUCUGUGUGCAAUGGAUGGGAACUGUCGUUUAAAAUGUAACCAGUUAUGCGCUGUAACUGUUUUGUGUACAUCAGUCCUCCAUCACCAAGCCUGAUUCUGCUUUCAUACUAGCAGAACAGAGGGUAACUGUACUGAAUUUGAAUACAACUUGUUCAGCAGAAAAGCCAAUUAUCGCGUUCAGUACAAACUGGGUCAUCCCUCCAACACAGUGCUUCACAAUUAUAUCUCAAGUGUGUGUCCUAAUGUGUUCUUGUACUUUUGUCCUUGUGAUUACUAGAGCUGUGUCCCAGUUCCAUCCUAUUUACUAAUUGCACACAGUAUGGAUUAUACCAUAAUCCUGAUAUGCUGCAGGAAAUCACUAUACUUUUUUGUGUAGUACAAAUGGGAACCUGCCAUCAAUCAAACUGUAACUGAAACUUCACAAAAAGACAACAAAAAUGUUUAAACUAAAGAUUUAAUAUUUAUAUAUGCAUUAUGACCGUUAUUAUAUAAUACUGUUUUACAAUGUAAUGUUGGUUUGACAUGACAAAUAAAAGUCCACCUACUUGCCGUU
Molecule: messenger RNA, 6361 nt
Organism: Scophthalmus maximus (turbot)
Lineage: Eukaryota; Metazoa; Chordata; Actinopteri; Pleuronectiformes; Scophthalmidae
Gene: clmna
Product: calmin a
Exons: 14
Coding region: 219-3590 (1123 amino acids)
Biological process (GO): nuclear migration
Cellular component (GO): meiotic nuclear membrane microtubule tethering complex; nuclear outer membrane; cytoplasm
Molecular function (GO): actin filament binding
Source: RefSeq, a predicted model, not a curated record